Molecule: messenger RNA, 156 nt
Organism: Colletotrichum navitas
Lineage: Eukaryota; Fungi; Ascomycota; Sordariomycetes; Glomerellales; Glomerellaceae
Exons: 1
Source: RefSeq, a predicted model, not a curated record
AUAUAUAAUAAAGAUAAUAAUAAAAUAAUACUAGCUUGUCACGUAGAUGAUAUGUUAGUAGUUAGAAAUAAUAAAGAAUUUAUAGAUAAUCUAUUUAAUAAUAUACUACUUAAAUAUAUAAAGAUAAAGCCUAUAGAAUACCUAGUAUAUUUCUAG